This is a messenger RNA of Harpegnathos saltator (Jerdon's jumping ant), 1338 nucleotides long. RefSeq lists its product as uncharacterized. NCBI's taxonomy places the organism in Eukaryota, Metazoa, Arthropoda, Insecta, Hymenoptera, Formicidae. The record is from RefSeq and is a predicted model, not a curated record. The transcript is spliced from 6 exons. Bases 222 to 1025 code for a protein of 267 amino acids.
CGUUAUUGCGACUGGCGAGGGCUGCGUUUCGAUAUUUACUGUAAGUACUGAGGGUGCUUUCCGAUAUUCACUGCCAGUACUGACAGUGCUGUGAGUACGUUCCAAAAUACACUGCAGUAAACUUUCGAUGAGCCCGUGAGAACGUGUGACGUCAUAGAUUUUGUCGUCACUUCCUGUUUUCGUUACUGCGGCUGGCGAGGUAAGGCAUUCGCAGUAGAAAGAUGGCUGCGCUCGAAAAGAUGGAGGAAAUUUGUUUGGUAGAUGCUGUUACCAACGAAAAUUUUACAUUAAUUGUAAACAGGAAGGAUGCAACUAGAGCACGAAACGAUUUAACCUUUGCUACGCAGUUAUUACAGCAUGCAAGACAGUCAAGAAAUAUAUGUACUUCGCAGCAAGCAAGUACCAGUAGCAUUCAGCAGACAUCAACAGCUAGUCUAGAUACAGCAGUAGAAUGUGCAGAAGGCACACAUGCAUGGACAAAACAAGAAACUCUCUUACUUUUGGGCUUAUAUCGCGAACAUCAAGAAAAAUUUGUUGGUGAAAAGGGUACGGUAAAAAAGCAUUGGGAUACUAUCUCCCAUCUCAUGCAAGAGAAAGGACAUUAUAUAAGUGGUUUCAAGUGUUCUACAAAACUGCAAGCUUUGAAACAUACAUAUAAAUCUAUUAUGGAUCAUAACAAUAAAACUGGGAAUAACAGGAAGGAUUGGGAAUAUUUACAGAUAAUGCAAGAAUUAUUUGAUGAGAAACCCUGGAUGCAACCUAUGGCAGUAGCAGGAUCACAUUUAAACGAAAACGAAAAUGCUAUUGAUUUAGAUGGAGACAAAGAAAAUCUAGAAAAAGUGUCAGUCACCAAAAAGACAAAAGUGCGGACAUUACUAAAUGAUUAUAUAUCAUUCAGUAUGGAAGAACGCGUUAAGCGACAAGAAAUUCGGACAAAACAGCAUGAAGAGAAAUUACUCGCCUUUAAAAAAAUCGAAAAUAUAUUAGAGAGACUGACAGAGAAAGAAGAUAAGUCGGAAAAGUAGAAGUCAUAUUAGACUAAGAAUAUUUUCUUAAAAUGUUUUUUUUCUUUAAUUUUUUAUAAAAUGUUCCUUGUAAGAAUAGUAGAAGUCAUAUUAGACUAAGGAUAUAUUCUUAAAAUGUUUUUUUUUUAAUUUCUUAUAAAAUGUAUCUAAUAAGAGUAAAUACUUUACUAUUAAGACUUUACUAUUCAGAAAUAGCAGUCGAAUAAGCACACAACACACCGGAUCGAUGUCUUCUAAACGCUUUUAAAUAUCUAAAAGACAUAGAUCCGAUAUCUAUUCGACUUGCCAUUUAUAGUUUGAUAAUUUAUCAAAA